AAAAGAGACUGGCCUAUAAGCUGCUCUUUUCAACACACCAAGUGAAGCUUGCCCUGCUGUGAGUUCUCCACAAAUACAAGUUUGGUGAUGUAAUAUAAUAAAUGUCUACAAGUUCUACGUAUCCUAGCAACAUAAUAAAUAAUUGGUGAUCCAAACAGUGCAUCUUAAAUGAUAUCUAACAUUUCCUUUGCCCUGAGUAAUCCAUACUUCCACCUGUGUGUGUUUGGAAGCAACAGAUCAGUGCAAUUGGAUGAGCAGUGUUUUGAAAAAAAAUCAAGGAGCAAAGAAUGAGAAAGAUUAGAAAGGCAAUAGCAUCGUAUCAUUGUGAUAGUGGCAAUUUGUAAUAAGUGCGGUGUUCCGGAAUGGAAAUCUGAUCCAAUUGAGAAACAAUGAGAUAAAAAAUGUCUGUCCUCAGAAGUUUUAUUACAGAAAUUUUACAGGUCAGGCAGCUUCUGAGGAAAGUUAAUGUUUUAGGUUGGACCUUUCAUCAGAACAUUCUGAGAAAGGGCCGUCAGCCUGUAAUGUUAACUGUCUUCACUUUCCACAGAUGCCGAUUGACCUCCUGGGUUUUUCCAACAUCUUCUUCUGAAGCCUAUCAUUCCUCCUGGGGCAUCGACUGCCAACUGCAGCUCAGCAGAGUCCUCUGUCCUGGGCCUGUCUUCAACACUUUGCCCAGGAAUACUCCAUCUUAUGUCUUCGAGGUGAAAGUCCUUCCUGUCCUAGGGAUGAGCUCUUUGGAGCUUCUUGUUGCUGUUGCUCUGGUUUUCUAUGGGAGGGGUUUGUUAGGGUCUUUUAAGAGACCCUUAAAUAGCUACAGGGAGUUUAGAAAAAUAGAGGGCUAUGCAGUAGGGAAACUCUAGGCAGUUUCUAGAGUAGGUUAUAUGGUCGGCACAACCUUGUGGGCCGAAGGGCCUGUGGUGUGCUGUAGAUUUCUACGUUCUGUGCCCAACGCUCCUCUUUUUGCAGUCGGGCUUGGGACGUCAGUGGCGGAGAUUUUUUUCCAACAUUUUGUUUUUUUUAAUUUUCAGCAUCUGCAGGUUUUAAAAAAAUCAUCCAGUUUGAUGCCAUGAUAUAAUUCACUUAAAAGCAAUCAUCCAUCAAGAACAUAUUUUUUCUUGUGUGCAGAUUAUGUUGUGUAAGUUAUUGGAUCCUCGCCUCUCCAAAUAACUGAACUGUUCUGGCCAAGGUGCUAAAUUCCAAGAUACUUAAAUUAUCUGAUCGCAGCAGCUUUAAAAGAUCCUAAAAUCCCCACUGCGGUCCUCGGCUUUGAGGCUUGGGAAAGAGCAGCAGUUCUUCAUUGACCUGAACACCUACCGUUCACACGUACACAGAAGAAAUUGUUACUUUUUUUCAGGUCAUCACCUCAAGAAUCGGAUUUUCACCGGGAGAUAGCGGAAGAAGGGGAGAGUGCGGAAGACCAUUUGUAGGCGGAGCGAAAUUCGUCAUCAUUUGAAUUCAAACAACGAGGGUCUUGCCGGCUGGCUCUUCAAGUAGGGAGCCGAAACUCGGAAAGGGUGGGAGCUUGUGUAAAGUAUUGGCAUUACUCGUUGAGUUACGGUUGGCAUGACAGGCAUCUUUGUCGAUUUCCAUGAACGUAGCGUGCAAUGUAACCGAAAGAUUGUUUCAUACUUAUAAUUCUGCAAGGGUGAAACAAACUGCAAAGAAGAACAAGCAUGAGGAAUGGCGUGAAAGUUUGAAAAUUCCACCACAGCCCUGCUGACGGUGACUUGUUUGUAAAGUUCCUGCUACGCGGCCCCUUUCCCACGCCCCCUGCUGUACUGCAAUCGGCCAUUAGUUGGAUCUUCUCCUAUUUUGGUAAUUGGUCUGCCCCUGAAACUUGACUUACAACUGACUCUCCGGUGCUCGUCUGUGGGAUGCACCGUCUGAAACCGGCGAGGUGCUGCAGUUCACGUCGCUGUUUGGAGUCCUGCGCUUUGCAGCUAGUUUCAAGUUGGUGCGUUCGAUUUUCGUUUGUGAAUUAGUGCAACAUGAGCUGCAUUCCCGGAAAGAGCAGGGGAUGCCGAGGAACGUUCCUUUGAAGUCUCUCAUGUGGGCCAUAGUAAGCUGGACCGGGAGAGCCGCAGCGUUGCUGAAGUCAGCGGCUCCGCUCGCACCAUGAACCCCAACCGGGAGACGGCAGAAGCCCUGGCGCCUGCCGAGGGAGACGCUGGGACAAUGCUCUCGCCGGCCAGCAGCGUGCCAGCCGGCACCUACUGGCAGGACCACACGGUGCCCGCCACCGCACCCGCCCUGGUGCCGACAGCUCGCCUGAAGAACCGGCCGACCACCGUGGUGUACGUGGAGAACGAGGCGGCUCAGCAGCAGCUGGCCGAGAGCUUGGCACUGCAGUGUCUGACAGAAGCGUGCGAGAGUGUCAGCGCCGACCUGCAGACCGUAUCCUUCGAGAAACUGGACUUUGGAGAGACAGCCGUCCUGGACUACUUUUAUAACGCAGAUAUCGCUGUGGUGGAGAUGAGCGAUGCUUUCCGUCAGCCUUCUCUCUUCUAUCAUCUCGGAGUGCGAGAGAGUUUCAGCAUGGCAAAUAAUAUCAUUUUAUAUUGCGAUACCAAUUCCGAUACACUUCAGUCACUGCAGGAAAUAAUAUGCCAGAAGAAAAACGCUUCGUGUGGGAACUACAGCUUUAUUCCAUACAUGGUGACACCACACAACAAGGUUUACUGCUGUGAGAGCAGCUACAUGAAGGGCUUGAGUGAGCUCAUGCAGCCAAAUUUUGAAUUGUUGCUUGGGCCAAUCUGCAUGCCACUAGUGGAUCGCUUUGUUCAGUUGCUGAAGGUUGCACACGUCAGCUCCUGUCAGUACUUCAGGGAAACCAUCCUGAAUGACAUCAGGAAGGCCCGUGAGCUUUACAGUGGCAAAGAGCUGGCUGCAGAGCUCGGACACAUAAGAAAGCGCCUGGACAAUGUUGAAGUUCUCUCUGCUGACAUUAUCAUUAAUUUGCUUCUUUCCUACCGAGAUAUUCAGGACUAUGAUGCCAUUGUAACAUUGGUAGAGACUUUGGAGAGACUUCCAACCUGUGAUCUGGUGGACAAUCUUCACAUCAAAUUUCAUUAUGCCUUUGCGUUGAAUCGGAGAAACCUUUCAGGAGACCGGCAAAGUGCCAUUGCUAUAUUACUGCCAAUGGUGCAAUCGGAGGAGCAAGUUCCGUCUGACAUCUAUUGCCUCUUAGGAAGGAUCUACAAAGACAUGUUUCUGGAUUCUGGUUUUCAAGAUACCGAAAGCCGAGACAACGGUGCUUACUGGUACGGAAAGGCUUUUGAAUCGGAGCCAACGAUACAUUCUGGGAUAAAUUUAGCUGUACUUCUUCUCGCAGCAGGACAUCAGUUUGACACGUCGUUUGAGCUACACAAAACAGGUGUGAAACUCAGCAGCCUUCUGGGGAGGAAGGGAAACUUGGAAAAGAUACAGAGUUACUGGGAUGUGGGCUUUUUCCUUGGUGCCAGUAUGUUAGCGAAUGAUCCACACCGAGUUAUUAUGGCUUCUGAGAAGCUCUUUAAACUCAAAGCACCUGCCUGGUAUUUGAAGUCUGUUGUACAAAUCAUCCAUAUAUAUCAACGGUUUAAGAAGCAGGUUCCAGAGCAGCCCUCGGAAUGUCAGGAGCUGAUGGACUUCUGGAUGGAUUUCAUUGUUGAAGCCACCAACGAGGCCGUGUCCUUAGUUCGAUUUCCUGUUUUAAUCUUGGAGCCAACCAAAGUCUUCCAGCCUGCCUAUUUAUCCAUUAACAAUGAGGAAGAAGAGAAGACAGUGUCUAUUUGGCAUGUAUCACCAAGUGAUAAGAAUGCCAUAUACGAAUGGAACUUCAAUGCAACUUCAAUCAGGGGCGUCAGUGUUUCCAAGUGUGAUGAACGUUGUUGUUUCCUGUAUGUUCUGCAUAAUUCCGAUGAUUUUCAGAUAUACUUUUGCACAGAGCUUCAUUGCAAAAGGUUCUGUGAAAUGGUGAAUUCUAUAACAGACGAGCUAGGAAAAGGGGUGGAAGAAGGAGACUCUGAGGGAGAUGCAUUGGAGUACGACUAUGAAUACGAUGAGAAUGGUGAGAAGGUUGUACUGGGUAAAGGUACUUUUGGAGUCGUCUAUGCUGGUAGGGACCUGAGCAAUCAAGUCAGAAUUGCCAUCAAAGAAAUUCCAGAAAGAGACAGCAGAUAUUCACAGCCCCUCCAUGAAGAAAUUGCUCUUCAUAAGCACCUCAAACACAAGAACAUUGUGCAAUACCUGGGGUCCAUUAGUGAAAAUGGCUUCAUUAAGAUCUUUAUGGAACAAGUUCCUGGAGGCAGUCUUUCUGCUCUCUUACGAUCAAAAUGGGGCCCUUUGAAGGAUAAUGAACAGACCAUUGGAUUUUACACAAAGCAGAUCCUGGAAGGCCUGGAAUACCUUCAUGACAAUCAAAUAGCACAUCGAGAUAUUAAGGGUGAUAACGUCCUGAUCAACACCUACAGUGGGAUCUUGAAAAUUUCAGAUUUUGGUACCUCUAAAAGACUGGCAGGAAUCAACCCUUGUGCUGAAACAUUCACAGGAACACUUCAGUACAUGGCUCCUGAAAUAAUAGACAAAGGACCAAGAGGAUAUGGGAAACCUGCCGACAUAUGGUCACUGGGAUGUACAAUUAUUGAGAUGGCUACAGGGAAACCUCCGUUUUAUGAACUCGGAGAACCUCAAGCUGCUAUGUUUAAGGUUGGGAUGUUUAAAAUUCAUCCAGAUAUCCCAGAGUCUAUGUCACCAGAAGCCAAAGCAUUCAUUCUCCAUUGCUUUGAACCAGAACCCGAUAUACGAGCGACUGCUACAGAUUUGCUGUUAGAUGAGUUCCUGAAGGUUACCAGCAAGAAGAAAAAGACCCCAUUAAAACAACAAGAUUAUCUUCGCAGCAUAUCCCUUCCUGUUCCAGUUGUUGUGGAGGAAUUGAGUAGCGGCAGCGAAUUUGGUUCAGUGUCACCAGAUUCUGACUUGAAACAGGAUCCAUUCUUUUUCAAAACAAGGGCAAAAUCCUGUAUUGAAAAGGAGAACAAACCACCAAGACCUUUGUUACUCAGUAUCCCCGAUGAUCAUUUUGAAGAUCACAGCGCACCACCGUCACCUGAGGAGAAGGACGCUGGGUUCUUCAUGCUGAAGAAAGACAGUGAGAGGAGAGCCACUUUACAUCAGAUCCUGUCAGAGGACCAGGACAAGGUUGUGAAAAACCUGCUUCAGUCUCUGAUGCAGGGUUCUGAAGAACCAAAACUGAAAUCGGAGCACAUCUGCACACUUGUUGUUAGUUUAAGAGAGUUUGUGAGAUCAACUGAUCGCAAAAUCAUCUCAGCCACGCUUUCCAGGCUAAAGUUGGAGCUGGACUUUGACAAUCAUGCCAUUAAUCAAAUUCAGGUGGUGCUGUUUGGUUUCCAAGAAGCUGUAAAUAAAGUCUUGAGAACACACAAUAUUAAGCCUCACUGGAUGUUUGCUUUGGAUAACAUUAUUCGCAAAGCUGUGCAGACAGCAAUUACUAUUCUUGUUCCUGAACUGCGCCCACAUUUCAGUCUUGCUUCUGGGAGUGAUGCUGCAGACCAAGAAGAAACAGAUGUUGAGGAUGAUGCAGAUGUCGAUGAAAAUCACAAUGAGCCACCCCGCUGUGAAAUUCAGCAGCCAUCUGCUGUGAAUGAGGACCGAAUACCAACUUCGGGCGUGAGCACACUUAGUUCAACUAUAUCACAUGACUCUCAGUAUAUACACAGGUCCUUGGCCAUGCAGUUGGGGAGGCUUAAGUUGGAAACUAGCAGACUUUUAGAAGAACUCAUUCAAAAAGAAAAGGACUAUCAGAUUCUUCUUCACCAAGCUAUUGAAGAUAAGGAACAAGAAAUUAAAUUGCUCAAACUGAAGUCACAACAAAUAGACUUACCUACUCUGUCAGUGUGUCACUAUGAUUCUUCUCCAAUAAACCCUGGAGACCCUGAACUUAUUAGCUGGUUGAAAGAACAUGGCGCUGAUGAAGAUACGAUAGACAAGUUUGUGGCAGAUGAUUACACUCUAAUGGAUGUCCUCAACUACAUGACAAGAGAUGAUCUGAAAUGCCUGAGGUUAAGGGGUGGAAUGCUUUGCAAAUUGUGGAAAGCAAUUGUUGAGAACAGGAAGAAAUUGGAAUCUACUUCCCCAGUAGGUCACGUGUAAGGAGCCUGUAAUGGAACACACAAAAGUAUCUCUCCAUGAGGUACUAGCACUUUAAAAGAAAGUUUGACAAUGUCUUGUUUGUGAGUCUGUUGCAAUACUGAUAAAUGGGGGGGGGGGGGGAGAAAAAAACCUGAAACAC
Messenger RNA from Hypanus sabinus (Atlantic stingray), 6289 nucleotides. RefSeq names its product mitogen-activated protein kinase kinase kinase 5 (gene map3k5). Bases 2116 to 6150 code for a protein of 1344 amino acids. Gene Ontology annotation, biological process: protein phosphorylation; cellular response to stress; MAPK cascade. Gene Ontology annotation, molecular function: MAP kinase kinase kinase activity; ATP binding. The transcript is spliced from 29 exons. Lineage: Eukaryota; Metazoa; Chordata; Chondrichthyes; Myliobatiformes; Dasyatidae. The record is from RefSeq and is a predicted model, not a curated record.